AUGCUCAGCACGGAAACACGAGUGCAGCAGACGCCCUGGACCCAAUCCUUUCCAUCCCAAGUCGCUGAUCAGCCGAGUCUGACGAAGCUCUUUCACAGGCCACAUGAUCUUCAUUCAGCCCUACCUUCUCCUUGCUUGCUCGCUGACUCCUCCUCCGCCUCCUCCUCACCUUCUGCCGAUCCUCGUCAUCUGGAAAUGCUGAUGAUGAUGACGCAUUUUCAAAAUUCCUCAAAGCGCCGAGUCCUAUUCAACAAGUCUCAAAUUGCUCAUUUGGAGAAACGCUUUCGGAAACAGCACUACCUCACAGCUCAGGAACGCGCCGAACUUGCUCACAGUAUCGGUCUGACUCCUACACAGGUGAAGAUUUGGUUCCAAAACCACCGCUACAAAAUGAAGAGAUCCACCUCUGAUGGCACUGACAGUGCUUCUGUUGUCGGCACGUCAUCCAACUGUGUCCAUGUGCCACCAGAAGUCUCGAGGCAUUGGGCAAACAACAACGCCAGUAGCCUAGACGUUUCACUAAGGCGAGAAGGCAGUCCAGCGGCUUUAUGGACAGUCCCAGACGGACAAACAUUGCAGCAACAAUCCUUGGCACAACUGCAAGCCUCAUCGAUGCCUUUGCCAGCACCGCAAACCUGGACAGAGGAAAGAAGGCUGCGGCGAAGGCACGUUGGUGCAGAAUAG
Messenger RNA from Hydatigera taeniaeformis, 684 nucleotides. NCBI's taxonomy places the organism in Eukaryota, Metazoa, Platyhelminthes, Cestoda, Cyclophyllidea, Taeniidae. The record is from the annotation of a GenBank genome assembly.